AUGAGUGUUGCGCAAAAGGCAGUGAUAAAAAAUCCGCAAAAACUUCAAGAAUUUUAUUCUGAUAUACGCGAAAAAAAAAUUAAUUCAUAUGUUAUUUUCGAAAUUCUUCGAGAUGGUACAAUAGUUGUUGAUGAAAAAGGGCCGAUACGCAAAUCCUAUGCAGAAUUUCUUGAGAGAUUUUUUGAAAUUUCCCGUGGUAGAGAUGAAUGCCUGUAUGCGAUGGUUGAUGUGGAGGUGCGACCUGGUACCAAAAAAUUCGUCUUCCUUCUUUACUGUGGAGAUCAAAUUACACGACAAUUUAUUGUGAAAGGUGCCUUAUUAUUCUGUGAAAUGAAGACAACUUUUCGCUCUGCCGAUCUUCAACUAAUGGCUGCAGAUUAUCGCGAUAUCGCAGAGGAUAGCAUCAAGCGAUAUCUAUAA
Messenger RNA from Dracunculus medinensis (Guinea worm), 420 nucleotides. Lineage: Eukaryota; Metazoa; Nematoda; Chromadorea; Rhabditida; Dracunculidae. The record is from the annotation of a GenBank genome assembly.